This is a messenger RNA of Seriola dumerili (greater amberjack), 1498 nucleotides long. It is a transcript of the gene eif4a3, whose product is annotated as eukaryotic translation initiation factor 4A3. NCBI's taxonomy places the organism in Eukaryota, Metazoa, Chordata, Actinopteri, Carangiformes, Carangidae. Gene Ontology annotation, cellular component: nucleolus; catalytic step 2 spliceosome. Gene Ontology annotation, molecular function: ATP binding; RNA helicase activity; mRNA binding. The transcript is spliced from 12 exons. Bases 109 to 1329 code for a protein of 406 amino acids. The record is from RefSeq and is a predicted model, not a curated record.
CAUGCGGCAGCCUCUCUCCCCGUGUUAGCCGUUAGCCGCGCAGUGCAGACGGUUGAAGUCUUUCUCCGGACUCGGUGAGUUCAGGUCGAAUAAAACGCUCAGAGGACGAUGGCUGCCACCGGGACGCAGGGCAGGAAGAGGCUCCUGAAGGAGGAGGACAUGACCAAGGUGGAGUUCGAGACUAGCGAGGAGGUAGAUGUGACCCCUACCUUCGACACCAUGGGACUCCGAGAGGACCUGCUCCGCGGCAUCUACGCUUACGGUUUUGAGAAACCGUCUGCGAUCCAGCAGAGAGCCAUCAAACAGAUCAUCAAAGGCAGAGACGUCAUCGCACAGUCUCAGUCUGGAACAGGAAAGACGGCCACCUUCUGUGUAUCAGUGCUGCAGUGCCUGGACAUCCAGGUGAGGGAGACCCAGGCUCUGAUCCUCGCUCCCACCAGAGAGUUGGCAGGACAGAUUCAGAAGGUGCUGCUUGCUCUGGGAGACUACAUGAACGUUCAGUGUCACGCCUGCAUCGGAGGGACCAACGUGGGUGAGGACAUCAGGAAGCUGGACUACGGUCAGCACGUGGUGGCGGGGACACCUGGACGAGUGUUCGAUAUGAUUCGUCGCAGGAGUCUGAGGACAAGAGCCAUCAAGAUGCUGGUUCUGGACGAGGCUGAUGAGAUGCUCAACAAAGGUUUUAAGGAGCAGAUCUACGACGUGUACCGUUACCUGCCCCCGGCCACACAGGUGGUUCUGAUCAGCGCCACGCUGCCACACGAGAUCCUGGAGAUGACCAACAAGUUCAUGACAGACCCGAUCCGGAUCCUGGUCAAACGUGACGAGCUGACCCUGGAGGGGAUCAAGCAGUUCUUUGUGGCCGUGGAGAGAGAGGAGUGGAAGUUUGACACUCUGUGUGACCUGUACGACACUCUGACCAUCACACAGGCCGUGAUCUUCUGUAACACCAAGAGGAAGGUGGACUGGCUGACGGAGAAGAUGAGGGAGGCCAACUUCACGGUGUCGUCGAUGCACGGAGACAUGCCUCAGAAAGAGAGGGAGUCCAUCAUGAAGGAGUUCAGAUCAGGAGCCAGUCGUGUGUUGAUCUCCACUGAUGUCUGGGCUCGAGGUUUGGACGUUCCUCAAGUUUCUCUGAUCAUCAACUACGACCUGCCCAACAACAGAGAGCUCUACAUCCACAGGAUUGGUCGAUCUGGUCGUUAUGGUCGUAAAGGCGUGGCCAUUAACUUUGUGAAGAACGACGACAUCAGGAUCCUGAGAGACAUCGAGCAGUACUACUCCACCCAGAUCGACGAGAUGCCCAUGAACGUGGCCGACCUGAUCUGAUCUUACCUGGAUGACAUCACACCAGAGGCCUACCCCUCUGACCUGUUAUUUUCUGUCUUUUUUAUUUUUUUCUUAAUAGUUUUAGAGUGUUUUUCUUAAUGCGACUGUUGGGGUGAAAACGAUUGUAAUACUCCAGAUUUGUUUUUGUAAAUAAAGUUGUUUUGGUUCA